Messenger RNA from Hypomesus transpacificus, 3130 nucleotides. It is a transcript of the gene bag4, whose product is annotated as BCL2 associated athanogene 4. NCBI's taxonomy places the organism in Eukaryota, Metazoa, Chordata, Actinopteri, Osmeriformes, Osmeridae. The transcript is spliced from 5 exons. The coding region runs from base 271 to 1491 and encodes 406 amino acids. Gene Ontology annotation, molecular function: adenyl-nucleotide exchange factor activity; protein-folding chaperone binding. Gene Ontology annotation, cellular component: nucleus; membrane; cytosol. Gene Ontology annotation, biological process: protein stabilization. The record is from RefSeq and is a predicted model, not a curated record.
UACUAUUAUACUAGAACUUGGAACAUUUCCUGUACAUUACAUCACUUAAAAGAAUCUGUACUUUUGAUUAAACCAAUAUUUUGGUUUUACAGGUCAGGGCUAUCUCGUUGAUACUAAAUUCAAUAAAGGUGUAUUUUUGUCGAGUAAAAUGAUAGGAGUACAAGAGACAGUCGAGUGAUGCAUCAUCAUCAUCAGAUGCAGUCCACUCCCAAGUCCGCCUGGCCUGCGAAUUACAACUCGGAAAAUAAUAACGUAAACUGAAAUAACGCUAUGGACGCUUCUCAAUAUCCCGGGUACCCUUCAAACUACUGGUACCCCCAGUCCCAUUGCACAGGGCACUAUGCUAAUGCCUAUCCUGCCUCGGGAUCAGAUCAGCCUCCUUACAAUCCCCAGGCAAUGCCAACGUAUCCUAGCGGCCAUGUCUACAGCCCUGGUCAGGGCCAGUAUUCGCAGAACGCUUUCCACCCGUCCAACCCUUUCUACGGCGCCGACCAGAUGCCUCCAGGGCAGCAGCCAGGGCCGUACCCUGCCCAGUGCCAAGGCUGCCCAGGGCCGGAGCAGAGCACAGGGGGCUCCGGACAAUCACACGGCCCACACCACCAUCACCACCACUAUCCCGCUCCACACUGUCAAGGGGGUCCUGGAUAUCCCCCUGGGUCUUAUCCCCACUACGGGGAAGGGAGUCACGCGUUGCCCCAAAACCCACCAUACCCUGCUGGGCAGGGUCUUCACCCCAGGUCCCAGGUUGAGGCCUGGGCCCACCCUGGUGCAUACGGGCCCUCGCACCCACAGCAGCACCCACAGCAGCACCCACAGCAGCACCCACAGCAGCACCCACAGCCGCAGCAGCAGUGGGCGCCUGGCACCCAGCCCCCCCACAGCCACUAUGGGAACCCAGUGCGUCCUGCCCAGCCUCCAGCCUGGCCUGGGACCGGCACUGGAGCCCCCCCACCGUACCAACCCAAGGACCAACACUACACAGGACCCCAGCCACACCAGCACCAACGAGCCCCACAAGUGGGCCCCAAACACAGGCCGGGACCCUCCCCAAACCCCCCCAACGGGAAACCUGUAGACUUCAGUUCCCCGCCCCAGAUGUACAACAGAACGGUGAAGGGGGGCGGACAGACGGAGCCUAGGCCAGCCCAGGGUGACUCUUCACCCUGUGGCCCAGCCCCUCAGCCCCAAGGCCCUCAAGCUCCACCCCAGCCGCAGGCCCCGAUUGGGCCCCAGCCCCUGAGCGACAACCCCAGCCUGGCCAAAGUCCAGCAGAUCAUGGCACGGGUGCUUCUGCUCCAAGAAGACGUUGACGAGUUUGUGGGCAAAAAAUCAGACAAAAGUUACCGGUACCUGGAGGAACUGCUGACCAAGGAGCUGCUGGAGCUGGACUCUGUGGAAACGCAGGGACUGGACACGGUCAGGCUGGCCCGCAAGGAGGCCGUGAAGAGGAUCCAGCUCAUCCUUGACCGGCUGGAGAAGAAGGCUUUCUGAUCUGGACCAGCUCCUUGCUCUGAGCAUUGGACUGAUUCUGGGGCUCAGGGUGUGAGACCGCCUCAAAGUUUGUUUGUCUUUCUUUCUUUUUCGUGACAAAUCUUCCAUUGACAGAUUGAGCAGCUAGUUUGAUCCAGACUUCUUCCUUACAGCCCAACGAUGAAGCCUAAACUCAGUUGACGAUUAUAAUGAUGUGUCAUUUAACCCUAAUUAAACCCGUCACAGGAGUCGUUGUUGUCCUUCUCCACCAUAAGAUGCAGAGAGGUCUGGAAGGCUCCAGGGAUAGGGACGUGAUAGAAAGACAGGACUGGAAUUAGGCCUGUCUGUGUUGGCUCGUUUAUGCUGUCAAGAGUCCAACAUAGGAAACGCUGUUCAGAUUAGAGGUAUAGAUAUUCAAGUUUAUCUCUACUAACCCUUCAGUGUUUGCCAAAGGACAGUAAAUGGGAUUUCGAACCAAGUGUAGUUGUUAGCCAUGAUUGCUUUCAGCAUAUUAUAUAUCUGUCUUUUGGCAGCCUAAUACAAGCUUUCCGAGAGAAACUUCAUGAAGAUUCACCAUGUUAUGUUUUGGAAGAGGGAGAGGCCUCCUCUGACCUCUGACCCUGCCUCUCUCGAGGUCAGGACUUGGCAGGAGUCCAGAUCACAUGACCAGAGACAUACACAUGUUCUUAACCGGCUCAUAUAGAUACACCUCAAAUGCUUUUUUGUGAGGCCACACCCGGUGACGACACACAGUACACCUAAUAGGUAACGCUGUGUGCUUUGGGCUCAAGGCCCAUUCUCAAUCCAUUCAUAUUCCCUGUACCUGUUAGCCUACUCCUAUUGCCCCGCCCACUUUACCCUAGCUCAUAGGUCAGUGUAGAGCAGUAGUGUAGAAGGAACAGGUUUAAUCUGUGGAAAAUCCACAACCAAUCAGAUGGCUCGGUUGAAGAUGGGGGACAGGAAACGUGACGGGUGUUUUCAGUUUUCUGUAGCGGAUGACCAAUCGGCUUCUAGAUCUAAGCUCGAGCAAUGUCUACCUCACCAGGGUUCCUGUCACUAAGGUUUUGUUUUACAUGUCUCCUAUUUUUUGCAAUGCCAUGAGAUUUACCCUUUUAGACACCCCCACCUUCUAGGUCAUCAUCGCCAUUGCCGGCACCCUGUCACAAUGCUGUCUGUGUUCCUAUAGCCUUUGAAGUCACCACAGGAAGGUUGGCAUUGUUUUUUUCCCCAGUCAUCUUUUAUCAUGCAUGCACUGUCAUAUCACCUGUAUCUCAGAGGGCACUGAGGGGGUUUGAAGUUGGUGCUUGAACCGUUGCGAUGGGGAAAUGGGGUUUACUAACUUGUCUUGCUACAUCAGCAAAUAGUUUGUCCUCGCUCUAUUGAGUCACCAAAAGAAUCACUUUUCUGUAGACUGUGUGAUCCACACGUCCUUGUUGAAAUCACUCAAGACGUCUCAUUUCUGUAAGGGGGGGAAAAUGUGCCAUUUAAAGAGGUGGGCGUUUUUAUAUUGUUUAUAAAAUAAACACUAUCACUUUAAGCUUUGCAUGGAAGAAAAUGUUAUUUGUUUAUUUUCUGUGUUAAAAUAAAGCAUCAUUGUAAAUUAGUUCACUGUUAACUAAAAUAAAUAUAUAUUUGUAACAUAGAGGACAUGUAAAAUAAA